AGUUUCCAAACUAUCGUCGAGUUAACAACACACAAAAUAAAUUCGCGCAUGCGACCACAAAAUUCUAGUGUAUCCACGAUGUUCAGGUUUCUCCGGUAUCAGACGCUUUUCUCCCAUGCCGAGGAUGCCAUCGCCGAACAUCGAAGCGCAACAUUGUGUCGCGUGAACUUUCCAAAGUUUGUGACGGGUCGUAGUUGAAUAAAUAAACAAAUAAAUUAUGAAUACAACAACGAAGUACUGCGAUUUAGCGCGUUUCCAAAAAAAUUACGAGGAGUUACACGGUCCUCUUAGUAUAAUAGUGUGUGUUCUGGGAUCUAUAGCCAACAUAUUGAAUAUCUGUGUUCUAUCUAGGAAAGAAAUGAGAUGUUCGACGAAUCUUAUUUUAACGGGAUUAGCUGUUGCGGAUUUAUUAGUUAUGAUUGAGUAUAUCCCCUUUUCUUACCACGGUUACUUCGAUUUAGAAAAAAGAAAAUAUGCCAAUUACUUUACCUACAAUUGGGCAAUUUUUAUGAUAUUUCACGCUACUUUUAGUUUGUUAUUUCAUUUCGUUUCUUGUUGUUUGACAGUUAUUUUAGCGCUAUGGAGAUAUUUAACUAUUAAAAAUCCACCAAUUACAAAGUUUUGGUGUGAUUUACGAAAAACUUUACUAGUUAUUAUAUUCACUUAUUUAUUAUGUCCAUUGAUAUGUUUUCCACUGUAUCUAUCGUAUCAGGUUCUUCCGUUAAAUAGAACAACCGAUGUUAAUGAAAAGUUGAUCAAUGUGGAAUCUAAUGAAACCAAGAUUCAUUAUAGUACCAUAUACGUAGUGCAGUACGUGAACGAAUUUUAUUCGAUUUUAGUUUUUUGGUUAUAUACGGUUAUUAUUAAACUAGUUCCGUGCGUACUUUUAACGGUUUUGUCUACAAAGUUGGUUUUGGUUUUAUUGGAAACUAAGAAGAGGAAGAAUCGGUUGUUGCAAAACAGACUUCCAUUAAAUAAUCUCCAAUCUGAUUCAAAGCCGAUGAUCAAUCAUAAAGUUAAAAAAGACAAACAAGCCGAUAGGACUUCUGGUAUGUUAGUGGCUGUGUUGUUAUUGUUUCUGAUUACGGAGUUUCCUCAAGCAAUUUUGGGAUUACUCAGCGCUACGCUGAAGCCUUCUUUCCAUAGCCAGUGCUAUAUACCGUUAGGUGAUUUGUUGGAUAUUUUGGCAUUGACGAAUUCCGGCAUAAACUUCAUCCUCUAUUGUACAAUGUCGAGGCAGUUCCGGCAGACUUUCUACGAAUUUUUCAAAUUAAAAUACCUGAUGAAAUUCAAUCCACUACCCGAACAUCACGGACAUGAAAAAACCGGGGAGAAAGUUACACAAAUAACUGCGCAUGUGUGAAGAAUCUUUUAACUCGCAAAGGACUGAAAAGAAGUGAGAAUUUACAACCCCAAAAAAGCGGAAAAAACAUUCUGUACAUCGAAGACGUUCAAAAUAUUCUAAUUUUACAUUCAAUUAAGUCACAUACAGAGAUAAAAUAGCUAUUGAGUCUAGACUCAAUGUGACUAUUGUUUGAAAAUGAUGAUAAACCACAUAGGUAUUAUUUGUAUUCGAAACCAAUUUCUAAAUCUGAGAUAAUAAGGGUGGAAAUAAACCAUUAACAAGAAAUUUGAAAGUAACGACAACAUUUUCUGACCGCAUCUUUCUUUAUUUUAUUCAUUUUUUUAAUCACAUUAUUUCCAUUUUUUUAAUCCUAAUGCAUAGAUUGAAGUAUUGCCGUCCUUUACCGAAUAUAAUCGGAAAUAAUAACAACUCCCCAUUCUCAUAAUUUAUGCCGCUCUCUCUCCCUUCUUUCUACUUCCACUGAUUUGAUGGAGGUACCUGGUCAUCCUUCCCUUUUUUCUAGAUAGUACAAUACAUUCACAUCAAUUUUCCCCAAUUCAGUUUUUUUAUGACUUGAAAAUUGAAAAAAGCUUCUCCUUCUCAAGAUCCUGCCAAUUUUCAAAAGUAUUAGCAGGCUCUUCAAUAUAUGAUUCCAUUUCUUCUGGUUAUGAUCCAGGUGUUUUCAAAAUCAUGUUUUUCUAGCGUAGUUCGUUAGCUCCCGGUCCACAAUAUUGAAGUGGAUCCACAGCUUUGCGAAUCGUCUUCUAGUAGUACCAUCCAUGAUCUCUUGAAUAUUCUAUUGAUACAAUUUCUGCUAGAUUGACUGAGUCUUGAUUACCAAAAGGCGUUCACUGCUUAGCUCAGGCUGAUGUUCUAAAAGCCUUGAAGAUUCUUCCAUUGACUCUUGCAGUGUAUUCCCACGCUACAGGUGAAUCUAGCAUGGUAACAAAAAGCAUUGCCCUGAUAAGGCUUCAAUUCAUGUCGUCUUCCAAUGAGUCGUCCUAUCUUCUAAGUCAAGUAGACGAGUUCUUUUCUAUGUAGAAUUUUCAUAAAUUUUGUAUAAAUUAUUUUGUGAAAUAAUUGAAAGAAUUCCACUGAUAUCAUUAUUUCGAGAUAAUCGCUUACAAUCUGUUUGUAAAAAUCUUUACGGAUUUAGUUAUUUUUCACUGUAAGAGACUUACUACUAAGACACCAUGUUAUGAUUAAUUUAAUUAGGUACAACUACCAUAUUUUGUGUACUUCUGUUUUUAUGUAAAAAUAAAAUUUUAAAAAAUUUG
Diorhabda sublineata is the source of this 2622-nucleotide messenger RNA. Its product is annotated as G-protein coupled receptor dmsr-1-like. Bases 218 to 1363 code for a protein of 381 amino acids. Gene Ontology annotation, cellular component: membrane. Gene Ontology annotation, molecular function: G protein-coupled peptide receptor activity. The transcript has 3 exons. Gene Ontology annotation, biological process: G protein-coupled receptor signaling pathway. The record is from RefSeq and is a predicted model, not a curated record. NCBI's taxonomy places the organism in Eukaryota, Metazoa, Arthropoda, Insecta, Coleoptera, Chrysomelidae.